AUGCUCUCUUCUUUCCUCUCCCGUACUUUUGCCAACGAGUCUGUUAUGGCCGGUUUACGCGAAACCAUCCAGAAAGUCGCCCUUGACUUCCCACAGAAGAAUUUCCAAGAGCAUUACAAGAGAUGGGGCGAACACAUCUAUACAGAGGGAACAAGCAUCAAGGACCAAAAGAAAUUCGAUCAGUUCCUUAAGAUUACAAAGUCCGACAUCGAGGCACUUAAGCGCCAGGUCGUAAUUCAGAAGAUGUACUUGGAGUAA
Messenger RNA from Trichomonas vaginalis G3, 258 nucleotides. RefSeq lists its product as uncharacterized. The record is from RefSeq and is a predicted model, not a curated record. The transcript has a single exon. Lineage: Eukaryota; Parabasalia; Trichomonadida; Trichomonadidae. Bases 1 to 258 code for a protein of 85 amino acids.